Racocetra fulgida is the source of this 372-nucleotide messenger RNA. Lineage: Eukaryota; Fungi; Glomeromycota; Glomeromycetes; Diversisporales; Gigasporaceae. The record is from the annotation of a GenBank genome assembly.
AUGGUAUUGGCUGCAAAAGGGAAAUUGCUAGUUGUACUUCGUGAUGGACGCAAACUCAUUGGUGUAUUAAGAUCUUUUGAUCAAUUUGCAAAUCUUGUAUUACAAGACACAAUAGAACGAAUCUACGUUGGUGAUGCGUAUGGAGAUAUUCCUCGGGGAAUCUUUAUUAUUAGAGGAGAGAAUGUAGUUCUAUUGGGAGAAAUUGAUUUAGACAAAGAAGAUGAAUUACCUCUCCGACAGGUACCUGUAGAGGAGAUCCUAUUAGCACAACGUGAAGAAAUAGAAGCAAGACAAAGGCGAGAAAAGCUUAAGAAUAAACUAUUACAUGAUCAAGGAUUUAGUGUAGAUUUUACAGAAACAGAUUUGUAUUAA